AUGUACGCUCACCGUGCCAUCAAAUUUAACCCACAACAGGUGCCACCGGCAAGUCCGGCCCGCAAAACUAACCUUCAGGUGUCGAAGGAAUUGGCAACUGAGUUUUGCAACAACACCUCCAUUCAUGGGGUCAAAUAUUUCGUCGGAAGUGAUCGGGCGAUCGUGGAGAAAGUUUGGUGGAUCGUGGUGUUUCUGGUUUCUUUGUACGGAUGCGGUCGAUUGAUUCACACGGUUUACAUGAAGUGGGAAAGCGAACCGGUGAUUGUGACCUUUGCUCAGAAACCCACACCGGUGUUCCAGAUACCUUUUCCGGCCGUGACGAUCUGUCCGGAAACUAAAACCAAAACUGACGAUUUCAACUUCACAUAUACGAUACGGCAGGUGGAAACAAUAAUAUCGGACAAGAAACUGGAAGAUUUACAGAAAUAUCCCAAAGAUGAACUCAACAAACUACUGGCAAUGAUGCAAAUCUGUGAUUUCGAAAUGACCGCCGGUGUAGAUAAAUUCAACCAAAUUUACGAUUCGGACUGCGUCGAAUUGCUGCGAAACAUGUCCGUUCCACAGGACGAGGUGUUCAUAACGUGCAACUGGCGUACCGAGAUCAUCAACUGUACGGAUCGAUACAGAUUGACGCUAACCGAUGUGGGUUUUUGCUACACCUUCAACACAAUCGCUGGCGAGGAUCUGAUGCGAGAGGAUCAGCUGCAGAGAGAGUUCCAGUACAUCACGGAAACACGCUCUUCGUCCAACUGGUCGAUGGAAGAUGGAUACGUUUCGGGACUGGACAUUCACACCUACCCGCACAGGAUUAUUGGCGCCGGUAUCAAGGCCGGGAUUGCGGUGAUGCUGAAGGCUAACGAAAGUGAUCUGGACUACCUUUGUGGAAACUCUUUCCAGGGAUUCAAGGUACUUUUGCACAUGCCAAACGAGUAUCCACAGCUGUUGAACCAGCAUUUUCGGGUCCCUUUGAAUCAGGAAGUAGCCGUAUCGGUGACACCAAGGAUGAUCAUAACUUCCGACAAAAUCAAAACUUACAAGCCCGACCGCCGUCAGUGUUAUUUCAACCAUGAACGUUACCUCAAGUUCUUCAAAGUUUACACCCAAACCAAUUGUGAACUUGAGUGUCUGGCCAAUUUUACCCUAAAACGGUGCAAUUGCGUCAAAUUUUCUAUGCCACGUGCCCCGGGCGUUAAUAUCUGUGGCAUCAGUAAUGAAAUUUGCUACCAAAAUGCAACGAUCGAGCUGUUGGAACUGGAAGUGAAAAUCCGGGAGAAUCCAAAAAUGACUCAUCCAGAUGAUUGUCACUGUUUGCCGUCCUGUACUUCGGUCAUGUACAACACCGAAAUAUCGCAGGCUACGUUCGAAUGGAAACGACUUCUCCCCGUUUUCAAGCAAUACAAGGAUGAGUUGGAUGGGGUUCAAGUAUCGCACCUGCUGGUUUUCUUUAAAGACGCCCAAUUUAUUCCCGUCAAGCGGAACGAGCUGUUUGGUCUAUCGGACUUUUUGGCCAACUGUGGAGGUUUACUGGGUCUCUUCAUGGGCGUUAGCCUCUUAAGUUUGGUAGAGAUAAUCUAUUACUGUGCCAUUAAGCCACUGGUAAUGUGGAUUCGGCCUCAGCACGAGCGUCAGGCAAGAAAAAAUACGGUGAAGCCUGUUGAAGCCAUAGCUUAUCCGAAAACGAAUCUAGCGGCACCAGAAUAUUUCGUUAAGGAACCAAUCGGAGUUUGGAAGAUGCCAGUUAUUCCUAGGAAAGAUUAUUGAAAAAAAAAAAAUGGAAAUACUUACAAUAAGGGCGUUGUGAUCGCCUUAUAGCUUUAA
Messenger RNA from Uranotaenia lowii, 1818 nucleotides. Its product is annotated as pickpocket protein 28-like. Gene Ontology annotation, cellular component: membrane. NCBI's taxonomy places the organism in Eukaryota, Metazoa, Arthropoda, Insecta, Diptera, Culicidae. The record is from RefSeq and is a predicted model, not a curated record. Gene Ontology annotation, biological process: sodium ion transmembrane transport. The coding region runs from base 1 to 1761 and encodes 586 amino acids. Gene Ontology annotation, molecular function: ligand-gated sodium channel activity. The transcript is spliced from 4 exons.